UUUUACUUAUAAUUUAUAGAAGAAGAAAAAAAUUGUUGUAAAUAAAAGACAACGUGCACACAGCAGGGAAUACAUGCUGUGACGGCUAGUCCAGGGAGCUUUUGUGCUGAGAGUGGCUCUGGGAUUGUGCCACGGAUUACCAUCAGCCUGCUAAACAUCGAACUUCCUGUGUGUAAUCAAGACCUGCAGGUUUUAGACUAAUUACCUAAUUAGCAAUCAACCACCAUGGAAGCACUCUACAUCCACAUCGCCAACAAGCUAGAGUCCAUCAGAUUCGGCAAGCCGAAACACUCUGGGAAGCUGAUCGACAUCGCGGAGCUCAAGACCCUCGAGCUCUGGAGAGCGGUGUUUGCCGAGUUCCUGGCGCAGAUUCUGUUCGUCUUCCUGGGCUGUGCCUCGGCCAUCGCUAUCAACCCGACCAAUUCAUCUGAUCCCGUCUACCUGGUUAAGAUAGCUCUGGCCUUUGGUUUGGCCAUCAUGGCCUUAGUCCAGAUGAUUGGCCAUGUUAGCGGCGGCCAUAUUAACCCGGCAGUCACGGUUGCCAUGGCGGUUGUCAUGAACAUUUCCGUCGUCAGGGCCGUCCUAUACGUCGUGGCUCAAGUCAUUGGCGCCAUUCUUGGAGGUUUUCUGCUCAAGGGCCUGACCCCCCACAUCUUCCACAAGAAUCUCGCCGUCACCAGUCUGGGAAAUGGCGUCACCCCAGCCCAGGGCUUCGGUGUAGAGCUCAUCCUGACCUUUGUUCUCGUAGCUGUUAUCUUCGGCACCACUGACCCCAACCGCCCAUCUUUUGGUAGCCCCGCCCUUCUCAUUGGCUUGACCGUCACUCUUGGUCACUUGGCAGGGAUCAACUAUACAGGCUCUAGCAUGAACCCAUCUAGAUCGCUUGGUUCAGCCAUCGCUUCCAACUCAUGGGAACAUCAUUGGAUCUACUGGGUAGGGCCUAUAGCUGGAGGUAUAGUUGCCGCCCUUGUGUACAAGCUGGUGUUGAACCCGUACAAGGGAAUCAUCAACUUGGACGAGGCUCUAACCAAAAUGAAAAAUGACUUGCCCAAUCACCCUGAGGAUAUUAACUUGAAGAACGUUGAAUAGGUAGCGAUGACACAGUCGUUGUGGUGCCGAGGGACUAUGUAAAGGACGAAAAAGGGAAGACAUUACCUCAGAUGACCCAUAUGUAAUGCUGCUAUUUUUAAAAUUAUUUCCUACCGCUAGACUAGGCUACAAACCUUUUUUUUUACAUUUGGUUCAAGACUGUUAUUUACGGGGCAUGAAAGAGACUUAGGCUAGAUUUAGAAAAGUAUCUUUGCUAUGCCCCACUAUUCCGUCUAGUGUUGCCUUAGCAAACUUACAAGGCAGUUUUUUUUGUUUGUUUUAACCUCAGAAAACUUUUGUUAACCUUUUUUUUUAGUUUUCAAUAUGUACAGUAGUUGUCUAUACACGUGUUCUAUGUGAUGUUUAUUAAAUUAUUUUUUACAACCUUACGUUGAGUGAUAAGAUUGAAAGCACCUCUUUGGGUAUUUACAUGAAGUGAUAUACCGUGUUUGUAGUGUACGGCCUUUGAAUAUACUUCACCUGGAUACCUGUCAGGCUAUUGUUUUAUUUAUUUACCAUUGUGCCAUUCGUUAGUUUGUCAAACCAAACCUAAUGUUAUUGUGAUAUAUUUAUUUCAUCCCAUUUUUGUUUUCGUUUUUUUUUUCUUCUUAACUUGAUAAAUUAAAAUUUGGAUAUUUUUUUUGGUUAUCCACUCCCCACCCUUUGCCAUUUAAAAAAAAAAUUAUCUUAGAAAUGAUUAGCCUCAUUACUUUAAAGGGACCAAAUUAUAAAUUGGACCAAACCAUGUAAAGGGACCAAACUCGGCAAAAUAAUUUUAUGGUGAAAAAUAACUACACACAUUCAAUUAUAAUGCAAUGUUUUUUAAAACUAUUUUUUCAAUGCUUUAUAUCAAAUGAAGACACAAGCUAAUAUUCUAGAGUAGAAGCUCUAAACUUAUGUCUCAUUUUGUUAUUUAAAAUAUAAGUAGUUAGAUAACACUGUUAUUUUGUAAGCUAUCAUAUUAGCGUAGUUUCUAAAAACAGCGCUAACAAAGAAGAUCAACAUAAUUUUUAACUUAAAAAAUAAUUUCUACACACUGUAAUAGGCUAUCCUUUUCUAAAGUUUGACAUAAGCAGGCGGCAUUCAGAAACGUCAUUUGUGUUUACGAUGUCAAGUUUGUAUACAAAAGAACAACAACCCAGGAAGCGUCACUGCAAAGUAUAUUCACAAGUUCAUUCCCCAUUUCUGUUAAAGUUAAAGGGAUGUCAAUUUUUUUUUCCUAAUAAUUUAUUAGACAUUUUUUUUUUACACAAUUUAUUUU
Physella acuta is the source of this 2350-nucleotide messenger RNA. RefSeq names its product aquaporin-5. Gene Ontology annotation, cellular component: plasma membrane. NCBI's taxonomy places the organism in Eukaryota, Metazoa, Mollusca, Gastropoda, Physidae. The record is from RefSeq and is a predicted model, not a curated record. Gene Ontology annotation, biological process: transmembrane transport. Gene Ontology annotation, molecular function: channel activity.